Lates calcarifer (barramundi perch) is the source of this 614-nucleotide messenger RNA. RefSeq names its product NADH:ubiquinone oxidoreductase subunit B7 (gene ndufb7). Bases 170 to 538 code for a protein of 122 amino acids. The transcript has 3 exons. Lineage: Eukaryota; Metazoa; Chordata; Actinopteri; Centropomidae. Gene Ontology annotation, cellular component: mitochondrion. The record is from RefSeq and is a predicted model, not a curated record.
CCGUUCGGCUGUUUAUUUCCGGUGAGAGGCGGAAGUAGAAGCAGGGGGCUUGUGGAGGUGACCGAAUAGUAGAUAGCAGAAACAUUUGGGAAAUAUUAGAUUAGUCCGGAGCAAGAGCAAACUGAACACAUUCAUUUCAGCAGACCGUGUAUAGACAGCGUCGGUGCCGAUGGGAGCUCACCUGGUGAGACGGUAUGUCACGGAGACGGACACCGAGCCGGACCCUGCGAAGAAAUACGAGUUCGACCCGCAGUUCGGCUUCGAUGAGCGGAAAGAGAGAGAGAUGGUAGCGAGCCAGGAGCAGAUGAACUUGGCCCAGCUGCCUUUGGAGCAGAGGGACUACUGUGCCCAUUAUCUCCUAAAACUCAUGAAGUGCAAGAGAGACAACUGGCCCAAUUUCCUGGCCUGCAAGCACGAGAGACACGACUGGGACUACUGCGAACACCAAGACUAUGUGAUGCGCAUGAAGGAGUACGAGAGGGAGAGGAGGCUCCAGCUGAGGAAGAAGAGAAUCGAGGCCAAGGCUGAAGCCGCAUAACCAGUACAUCCUCUUAAUUCUCCUCCUUUGUAUAUAUGAGCUGCUGUUCGCAAUAAACAACGCUGUUUAAUCUCCA